Brassica rapa (field mustard) is the source of this 5229-nucleotide messenger RNA. RefSeq lists its product as uncharacterized. The record is from RefSeq and is a predicted model, not a curated record. Gene Ontology annotation, cellular component: DNA replication factor A complex. NCBI's taxonomy places the organism in Eukaryota, Viridiplantae, Streptophyta, Magnoliopsida, Brassicales, Brassicaceae. Gene Ontology annotation, biological process: telomere maintenance via telomerase; nucleotide-excision repair; double-strand break repair via homologous recombination. Gene Ontology annotation, molecular function: damaged DNA binding; single-stranded telomeric DNA binding.
UUAACAUUUAUAACUUCAAAAUUCCUGCGUUUUAACCAAAAACAAGUAAAAUAAGACAAUGAUAUGUGACAUAUAAAUUGUUCAUCUGAACAUCUCUUUGCAUAAAAUUUUGAAAGAAUUUGCAAUAGGCUUUUGAUCUUUCUUUUUUUUUUUUUCUAGAAAAGAGUCUACAUGAUGAAAAGGCAUUUGAUACACCUUCAUUUGCUUUAUUCCGUCUGGCUCCGUAACCCCAACAUUUUGUAUUUAAAAAUUACAAACUUUAUCAAUUUCAUUAUAUACAGAGCCAUAAGCAUAAAUAUACACAUAAACCCAAUCAAGAGUACAUGAGGGUACACAUAGUUAGAGAACGUCAAUUUGAAAGUUUUAACCAGGUAGUUUCCUUCUUUGACCAAUUACAGAUUCAUGGAUGCUACCAUUGUAACGGUAAGCAGUCUUAAAACCAUCACCACCAUAAGUUUCAUCGUCAUGAUCACCAAAAUCCACAUGCUCUCCAUGUCUCUCUCGUUUCUUUGGGUUUAGAUGUCAUGUGUAUUCCAAUGGUCCAAUGGAAGUUAUAUAGGUCAAAUGGUGUACACUGUUUAUGGCAAUCUAUUUGUUUGUAUAUUUCUCGCAUUUGACUAGCUACAAUUCUUGUUUAUAGAAACUGAAUUAUGAGUGAUUAAUUGAUUGAAGCUACAACAUAUGCAAUUUGAAGGUACUUCUUGGAUAAUUUCAUAUACAAACAAAAUAAAAAUAAUCUUUUAUAAGAGUAAUUGUAAGAAAUAUUAAUAAAGGAUAGUUACAUAUGGAUUAAGAUAAUUCGUGUAAUAUUACGCAAAUCCUGUUUUGUUAAUAUUUAUAUUGACUCAAUAAAAAAAACAGAAUAUAUUGACCAACAUUUCUCUUUAUUGAAUCAAUAUAGAUAUUACCAAAACAACAAAAUCGGAAUUGACGUAAUAUUAUGAAUUAUUUACUGAAUCCAUAUGUAAUUACCCUUUAUUAAUUUUCAUUACAGUUAUACUUAUAAAAGAUUAUUUUUAGUUUGUUUAUAUAUGAAAUUACCCGAUCAAUAACUUAAAUUACCCAUGUUAUUGCUUCGUUCAAUUAAUCAUUCAUACUUCAAUUUCUAUAAACAUAUGAAUUAUAGAGAGUCAAAUGUGAGAAAUACACAAACAAAUGGGUUGCCAAAAACGGUGUACACAAUUUCACCUAUAUAACUUCCAUUAGAAUACACAUGACUUCUAAGCCCAAAGAAAUGAGAGAGCCAUGGAGAGAAUGUGAAGUUUGGUGAUCAUGACGAUACAAUUAUGGUGGUGAUGGUUUUAAAACUGCUUACCAUUACAAUGGUAGCAUCCGUGAAUCUGUAAUUGGUCAAAGAAGGCAACUAUCUACUUAAAACGUUGGUUGGUCUAUGUGUAUAUUUAUGUUUAGUGUCUUAAAUUUAUGUACAGCAGUAACAGUCCAUCAUUCAUUGGGGGAACCAUAUAAACAUUAUCAAUUUCCCUAUAUAUAAAGCCAUAAACAUAAAUAUACACAAAGACCCAAGAAAGAGUAGAUGUUCUCACACAUAGUCAACGUCAAUUUGAAGAUUUUAAGUGGAUAGUUAACGUUGCCUUUUUUGACCAGAUCCAGAUACAUGGAUGCUAGCAUUGUAAAGGUAAGCAGUCUUAGAACCAUCAUGACCAACAUAACUAUCUUCGUCAUGAUCGCCAAACUCCACAUGCGCUCCAUGUCUCUUUUGUUUGAGCUUAGAAGUCAUGUAUAUUUAAAUGGAAGUUAUAUAGGUGAAAUUGUGAAUACUUAUGUAAACUGUUUAUGGCAACCCAUUUGUUUGUUCAUCUCUCACAUUUGACUUUAUAUAAUUUAUAUAUUUAUGGAAACUAAUUAUCAAUACUAUUAAAACAGGAACAUGACCAAUUGAUGGAAGUUAUGUCCAACUUAAAAUAUAACUGCAUCUAUAUUUUUGCCCCACGUGCCUCCUCUGUAUCUUUUAUCUUAUCUUUUAUGUGUAAUUAAGUGGUUUGGCUAAACCAAAGUUUCUAUCAAUUUCAAAUCUAUUAAGGACAUUUAAUAAAAAAUCGGUUGAUACAACAAAUUCCAAUAUUUCAAUGACUCAUUUCUCAUACACAUAAUAGUCGACGUUUUGUAAAAACAAAAAAUAGUCGAUGUUUUUUGGGUAAAAUAAACAGUCUAUUUGAGCAUGCAAAAAUAAAUAAAUGACUGAUGUAUGCUCGACUAAUAUAUACAACAACUAAAGCUAAGUAAUCAUAUUUUUCAUGCUGGAUGCACAAUAUAAUUUGACAGCAGGUACCUAAUUGCUGUAUAUAAUUAGUCGGUUUCUUUAUAAGAUUUUCUUUUAAAUUUCUAUUAUUUUAUAACAUAGAUUUUGAUUACAAAAAAAAACACAAUUAUGAUUAUAAAAAAAACUACCAAUAUAAAAAUUAAAAUAAAACAUAUACCCACCCUUUCAAAGGGCGGGUCAGAAUCUAGUAUGUGAUUAAUUGAAUGAAGCUACAAGGUUAUGUUUCUAUGUAUAUAUGGAAACUAAUUAUGUGUGAUUAAUUGUGAAUUACGUUGGUCACUUUUGAACGAAGUUGUAAAUAUAUUUCUGGGGUAGUUUCAUAUUCAAACAAUAAAAAUAAUCAAACAAGUAUUAAAAGGGCGAUAUACUGAUCAGAAACGUUGUCCACGUCGGACAGUUUAAUCAACCAAUCAGUAGUUCUUUUUUUGACACGUCAUAUCGGAUAUGUGAUGUUGGGCUACGAUUUUUUGUUGAAGCGAAAGAACGUUAAUGUGUUGGCCCAUCAAGCCCACCUCUAUUGCUAUGGCUUCUUCUUCACGCCGUCGAGAUCUGAGAUGCGAGAGCUCGACGUUUCCCUUUCUCUUUUCUCCAGAUCCCGUUUAGUUAGAUCGAAUCGUGAGACCUUUUGUUUUCCUCUCUUCGUUUCCGUUUCGCGAUCUGAUCCACGAUCAAUCAAUACGUCCCCCAAAUCCUUUGUAUAUUUAAUCUGAUUUAUAGAUUCUCUAAUCCUUUUGCGUUCUGAUCUCAUUUACAAAACUCUUAAUCCGAGAUUUAUUUCGAUCAAACUUGGAUAUCGCGAUGAGUUCGACCGGAAAAUUUACGUUGUCCGGAGAUGCGAGUUCGAAGAAACACAGUGAGCCUUCCGGCCUCUCGGUUGGCGAUCCCCAUUCGAAGAAAUCCAAAGGCGAUGCGUCUGCCUCUUCUCCCGGUCUGAGCAAGCCCAUCGACACGACAUGUGACUCUCCCGGCGUCUCCACCGGCGUAUCUAACUCGAAGAAACCUGAUGGUAAGUGAGCCUGUGUCUUUCGUUAUAUUAUUACAAAAAACUGAUGAUUUGUGUUUUCUCUGACGAUGAAAACGAUCGUAUUUAUUCUGCAGGUCCGACAGUUGAAAGGGCAAAGACAAGUGUAUCCUCCGGCGUUAGAGGCAAGUCCGCUGUUUCUUCUGACGUCAGGGGUAAAGCCAUUGUCUCCGCCAACGUUGUGGAAGUGAUGUUCUUCAAAGAUGUGAAAUUCGGUCCUCAUGAAGGCGAGGUUAGGUUUCGGUUGAUCCACUUUUGGGAAGCUCGGAAUGUUCUGAAGAAAAUUCUUCUCGGACUCGAGAUGCUUCUCAUUGACGAAGAGGGAACUGUUAUCCAGGGCUUCAUCCCAUCUGCAAGGAUCGAUACUUAUUUGCCACACAUGAAAGCGGGUGGCAUUUACAGACUCAACAAUUUUUUUGGGUCUAAGAAUAAGACUCUGUACCGAGUAGCUGAGCCGAGUGUCACUCUCACCUUCUCAUCGACAUCUGCUCUGUCUGUUCUGGAUAACAGUCCAGUGUGUUUCCCUGAUGACCGUUUCCGGUUCUAUGGAUAUGAAGAAUUCGAGGCUGCCUGUGACUUGAAAGGAGAUCUCUAUGACUAUGUAGGCCACAUCAAACUUGUGAAUGGUGAGGUUCCCCAUGAGAGUCUCGUGCUGGAUGAAUCCGAGAUAGCUUCAACCGCCGCGUUUUGCUUCAUGUUCAAACACAUGAGUAAGCUAAUAUAUAUCUUCUUCCAUUUUCAUAUAUUGUUUCUCUUAGCACGCGUGUCUGGAUGUUGUAGUGGCCCCGUGAUGAAGCUAUACCUAUGGGACAAAGCUGCUUUGGACUUCUGUGAAAAAUUAAAAGCAACUGGAGGAACUGCAAAAGUUAUUUUAGUGACCACGCUGAACCCGAAACGUUUUGGAGGUGCCCUAACUCUAUCUUCCAUGACUUCAUCACGGGUAUUUAUGGACAGUGAGGUCCAAGCAACCCGAGAGUAUCUCAAUUGGUUGAUCUCAAACUCGGAUGUCGCGAACAGAGUUGAUGCAGACGUUGUCACUAAAACUGAAACUGUGACCAUAGGCGAACUCUUUUCCUAUAUGAAGCAAGCAGCUGCCAAGGUUGCUUGGUUUGAGUAUACAGCGACAGUUGCUGAUGUUGUGCACGGUUCAAGCUGGUAUUACAUAGGAUGCGGUGUGUGCCACACUAAGGCAACCAAAGGGCCUACCACCCUUAUGUGUAAGAAGUGUGGGAAAAGCACUAUUGUCGGUGUUCCACAGUUUCUAGCCAAUAUUUCUGUGUACGAUGAGAGUGACCAGGCUUUUUUUGUUCUCCUUGGUGAUGCUGGUCAAGAGUUGACUGGAAAGAAGGCAGCUGAAUUGGUUGAGAGCUAUUUCGAGGCCAAUGAGAGUGUAGGAGAUGAUCACAUGGUUCCAGUUCCUCAAGCGCUGUCUGAUACCAUAGGACAGACUCGCAAGUUCAUUGUGAAGGUAUCAAGUCACAAUUUGGAUGGCAAGACCCAGACUUUGACUGUGACAAAGGUGCUCCAGUCGGAAGCUCCAGAAGUUGAAGGCGAGUUGGAGGAAGAUGUGAUUGUCACAGCCGCCCAGAAAACUUUGGAUGAUGGAGGUGCUGAAGAUGAUCCUUCCAUGGACUCUAAUGUUGAGAAGGUCAAAAGAGCUGCUGAAAAUGAUGAAGCAGAGAAUCCUAAGCGAGCCAAAUGUGGCUAGGAUGUGGCUAUAAUAAUUUAAAUGGUAGUACUUAUGGUUUCUAGACGUUUAUGCUUUCUUCCUUUUCAAUUUUAAACUUCCUCUUUGCAACAAUUGAAUGUCUUUUUUAAAAACUCUUUUUGGUUGAACUCAUGUUAUUGCUUUUUUCUAUGUUUGAUUCUGCUCUGAUUAUUUGUUGCGAUACUCAUAUACAAAGCAUAAAAUGUUUGACAUAUACUA